AUGCCUCUGAGUGACACUACCGCCGAUACUGAUCCGAGUAGUCUUGCCUGCGCCGUUACAACUCCUCGAUGGAAUCUCGGCCUACUCGCAGAACCCGGGUGCUGUCUCGAGCACCCGGAUUCUCUGCGCACCGCCCGAACGACGUUCAGACGACAGCCGCAGGACCCAGAAGCUGCCUCGUGCACCUAG
Bipolaris sorokiniana ND90Pr is the source of this 189-nucleotide messenger RNA. RefSeq lists its product as uncharacterized. The coding region runs from base 1 to 189 and encodes 62 amino acids. NCBI's taxonomy places the organism in Eukaryota, Fungi, Ascomycota, Dothideomycetes, Pleosporales, Pleosporaceae. The record is from RefSeq and is a predicted model, not a curated record. The transcript is spliced from 2 exons.